AUGCGCCGGACCAACACCACCACACCACAACAUCACCCGCCACGAACACCGUCCAGACUGUCCAUCUCGACGGCGGCAAAAUCAACAACAACAGCGACAAAGACACCUGCCGCAUUCCGACCACUGCACACCAAUGCGUCGCCGCGUGUGCCGUUGCCACCGCCCGCACGACCGCGCCGUCCAGCCUCGACAAUAGGCAUCGACGCGAAACGAGCGUCCUCGACAGUUUCGGCUGUUUCUUCGGCCUCUUCAGCAGCCUCCUCGUCCGUCGCCUCGACGGCAACCGCAUCUCCUCACAUCAGGGCAUCCUCGCGGCUUGCCACCUCCCCGUCCAAUCGGCCGCCUGCUACCAGCGCCACGCCGCGUCUCGCUCUCCGCACCCGUGACGGCAAUGCCGCGCUGUCCCAGGGACCGGCCACGCCUCGAUUCCUAAAGCCGCCUCUUCCGUCUCCUGCACCUCGGUCGACGCUCUCCACGCUCUCGGCCCUGUCGUCCUUCUCGUCGGCAUCCACACCAUCGUCUUCUCCCUCUGUCGCCAUGGGCUACGACAAAGACACGCCGCGCAAGCCCACGCUGGCCUCGCGGCCGUUCACUCGCGCUCCGCUGACGCCCAAGAUCGCUGCCUCCUCGACAUCGUCGUCCACAAGAACGCCCACCCUCAGCUCCAACAGCUCCACCACCCCCAACGCCCACACCGCCUCCUCGCCCUACCAGACUGUCACCGUGUCCACGCCACUUGCCCGACGCGUGACCGGCUUGUCCUCUGCUAGCAGCAACAGCAGCCACUUCUACAGCGGAAACAACGACGCUUCAUCACCGUCCCAUCUCAAUAAUGUGACACCGCGGUCGGGCGCACGCCAGAGCCGGGUCGACGGUGGCAGCACCACGCCGAAUGGCACGCCCGGCGGCCACGGCUAUGGAUUGGGUAUUGGUGUCGGGGGCGCCGGCCACAACGCCUCGUCGGCCGCCGACCCUGACUCCAAGUUCUUCUACGCCAGCGACGCCAAGUCCUCCAUCUCAGCGGCCCCCUCGGCUUCUGCUUCUGCUUCACACAGCACGCCCAGCCUCGCCACCAACGCGUCUGCACGCCCUGCGUCGACCUUCUUCUAUGCCAACGGCAAGUCGCUGCCGCCGGCCAACGCCCACCCACCAUCCUCGACGUCCGCCUCGACGGCGGCUUUGCCUGCGCAUGUCCCGCCGCCCAUGGCUUCGCCUGCCCUCUCCACACCUGGCGCAUCCGCGCCCAAGUUUAUCCACGCCAAUGGCGACGCUCUCGAGCGGAAGCUCUCGUCGUCGUCGUCCACACGGCGGGCACCCGCGACACCCGCCACGGCGCAGCCAACAUCUGCCGCUGCCGCACCUGGCGCGACUGGCGGUUCGGCGCGGCCCAUGUCGCCCGUCAAGAUGGCGGCUGCAUCGCCCUAUCCCUUGCAGAAAAGCCUGUCGUUCCCCGUCGUGGCACCAACGUCGUCCGCCUCAUCCUCUGUCAACGGCAGCACCAGUAACACCAGCAACGCCAACCACCGCCCGUCUGUUCCAGGAAACCUGUCUCUGAAUGGUACCGCAACUACAGCCGGCACGGCACCCCUCGUUGCCUCGCCUGGCCCCGUGUCGCCCGGCAGUGCCCGUCUGGAUGUGCUGUCUCGUCCGCGGAGCAACUUUAGCGCCAGCAUUGGCAGCAUUGGCUCCGACAACAGUGCCGGUGGCCACUCUCGUAACGGCAGUCUGACCAUGGCGGACCCGCCGACGGUUGCGCGUCUGUUGCACUCCUCCCAGCCGAGCUCGGAGGCGCCGUCACCGGCCUCGGCCCAAUUCCCCGCCUACCCUUUCCCGAGCGUAUCGAGUCCUGGCGGUACAUCCAGCCCAAAUGCCGCCGCGAGCAGCGGCCUCGCCGCCAUUCUGCAAGCCGCCGACGAUCUGGCCGAAGACGGUGCCGACGGCAGUGAGGCUGACCACCACGACGGCACGACCGGCGACGAAGAACACGACGAGCUGGGCGACAGUAACACGGGCAAAGACAGCCGCCGCAGCAGCACCAAUGUGUCUGCAUCGGGCGGCUCCGGCGCCGGCGGCCACACCAACCGCCAGGUCGACGAACUCGUCCUCACGGCGCGGCGCGAGCGCAAAGUCCAAGACUUGGAGAUCACCAAUGCGUCGCUCGAGGCCAUCAACCGCUCGCUCGAGCGCCAGCUGCGCAAGCAAAAGAACGAGCUGCGGCAGUUCCGCCGUCUGUCGCGGUCGGGUCGUUUGUCCCUGGCGCCGUCCACGGGGCCCAUGGGUAUGGGUGGUGGUGGUGGCGGCAGCCGCGUCACGUCGUCGUCCACGGUCGAGGGCCCCAUGCAAGACAUGGACCAGCUGCUGGCGGACGACUCGUUCCUCGACGAGUUUGACGAAGAGUACGGGUCGGACAUGGACGAGUCGUUGAACGAGGACGAGGAAAACGACGACAACGAAGACGACGCCUCGUCGUCGUCCUACUCGGACGGGAACACCCGCCGCCGACGCGACGAGCGGCGCCUGCAGCUCGACAUGGCGCAGCACCGCCAGCUGCUGGUGGACAGCCAGAAGAUCAACCAGAGCAUCAAGCGGUGCAUGAACUGGACGGAGGCGCUGAUCCAGGAAGGCCAAAAGGCGCUGACGUUCCAGGUGCGCGUGAGCGAGGUGCAGCUGGGCGGGCGUGUGCUGGCGGCCGACGAGGUGGAGGAGCGCGACAACAGCAGCGCACACCCGGACCCGAGCGCGCACAGCGAGCGGCUGCUCAAGGAGAGCGAACGCCUGCUGGAGGAUGGCCAUGACGUCCACGAUGGCCACGACGACCACGGCGACGUCCUUAACGAACUUGGCAAUGACCAUUUCAACGAGCGCAGCACGUCAGUUGCAGGUACCAAAGCGGACGCUGCCACGACGGCAGACAACACCGGCGCUAUGGUCUCCGACCCGGUCGACACGACGCAGAAGACGACGACGAACACGCCGGCCAUCUCCUCUGCAUCUGCAGGUUCAACCUCCACCGAUGACACCGAACCUACCAGCCGCGACGAAGCGUUUAGUCCAAUUAGCCACAAUGUACGGACCGUUCGUUUCGACACGGGCAGCGGUGUUGACGAAGCGAAGGACGAGCCCAAACCGGAGGCGCCGAUUGGCAUCGACAGCUCUUUGCUCGAUGGUGGCGCCAGUGCGCCCGCUGUGUCCCUAUCGGAAGCCAGCCAGGUCGAUGUUGUACCGAGCACGCCCUCCAAACAACCGCCAGCUGCCGCCGCCGUUGACAACACAGCGCCAGUUCUCACAAGCCCCCGUCCAGCUGCAGCCCUGAUACAAGGGGACGCCGCUUCCCUGGAGGCUCCGUCGACACCGACACCGACACCACCGGCCGCUGUGACUGCAAUCGCAACAUAA
Sporothrix schenckii 1099-18 is the source of this 3396-nucleotide messenger RNA. RefSeq lists its product as uncharacterized. Bases 1 to 3396 code for a protein of 1131 amino acids. Lineage: Eukaryota; Fungi; Ascomycota; Sordariomycetes; Ophiostomatales; Ophiostomataceae. The transcript has a single exon. The record is from RefSeq and is a predicted model, not a curated record.